Messenger RNA from Belonocnema kinseyi, 1533 nucleotides. RefSeq names its product proton-coupled amino acid transporter-like protein CG1139. The transcript is spliced from 8 exons. The record is from RefSeq and is a predicted model, not a curated record. The coding region runs from base 129 to 1460 and encodes 443 amino acids. Gene Ontology annotation, cellular component: vacuolar membrane. Gene Ontology annotation, molecular function: amino acid transmembrane transporter activity. Gene Ontology annotation, biological process: amino acid transmembrane transport. NCBI's taxonomy places the organism in Eukaryota, Metazoa, Arthropoda, Insecta, Hymenoptera, Cynipidae.
UUUUCUCCCUAUUUGUUAUCAAGCAUUUUACAUUAAAUCAUUUUACAUGGGUAAAAGCUCCAUUAUCAAAAAGUGCUUGCUGAAUAUUGAUUUAAAAAAUUAGUGAAUGCCAUUAAAAACCCUAAAAAAUGACAGAAGCGGAGGAACGACCCAAUCAGCCAGAAGCAGGGGAAGAAUACAAUCCAUACAAACACAGAAAAGGCGACGCUUGCGUCUCAGAUUUCGGUUCGUGGGCCAACAUGGUAAAAAGUGCAGCAGGAACAGGAAUAUUUACUUUACCAAAUGCAUUCGCAGCAGUUGGAAUGUACGCGGGAAUUGGUUGGACAAUUUUUUUGGGACUCACUUUGACAAUUGCGCUUCAUAUGCUUGUCAGGGCUCAUUACAAAAUGUGUGUUAUUGACAAAAAACCGAAUUUAACUUACGAGGAACUUUGUUUGAGUGUUCUUGCGACUGGUCCUUUGAAGGGAACUUUAUGUGCUCGAUUAUUACUGUAUCUCGUCAACUUCACGCUUUUCGUAUCCUAUAUAGGAAUUUCAUCAGUCUAUGUGAUUUUUAUUGCCGGUAUAAUUCAAGAACUGGCUGAUCCCGAAAAAAAUAUCAGCCAGGGUGUUUAUACACUGAUGACGUUUCCCUUUUUACUCCUCGUGAAUUCGAUAAGAAAUCUAAGAGAUAUAACACCUCUGUCCAUUGUGGGAAAUAUUUUCGUCAUUAUAUCAGCUUUAAUUGGUGUCGCGUAUGCCCUGAAAGAUGGUCCCGGAGAAACUUGGGUCGCAAUUCAACCGAAUGUGAAAAAAUACCCGAAAGUUAUUGGCACAAUAUUUUUUAGUCUCUGCUCUCCAGGAUUGAUACUGGAAAUUGAACGUAACAUGAAAACUCCUUGGAAUUUUGAAAAACCUUGUGGUGUUCUAGACUCUGGCAUGUCUUUUGUGAUGUUUUUUUACAUCUGUGUUAGUGGGAUUGUCUACUCAAAAUGGGGCGACAAUUCACUCGGGAAUUUUAUACGAAAUCAUCCAGAUCGAGAUGCAGCGACCGUUAUUGCAUUAGUAUUUCAAAUUCUGUCUAUAUAUUUCACGUAUGGACUCAUGUGCUACUUACCUGUAUUAAUUAUACACGAAAAAUAUGCGAUCGCUUCGAUUGAACGUUCGACUACAAAAAAGAGAACUGAGAUUCUUUGGUUUGUCCUGCUCCGGCUAGGUGUCACAGUAAUCACGUGCGCAUUAGGUGCAGCAGUACCGAGACUGGACAUUUUUACUGGACUCGUUGGAGCAAUUUGCUUGGGAAUUUUGGGAGCGAUUAUACCGUUCAUUCUUUACAUUGUUAUUCAUCAUGGUGAUUAUGGAUAUUACAAAUGGAGAUUGAUUGCAUCAAGCUUUUUGUUGUUUACUGGAGUAGUUUGUACGCUUUGUGCCACUGUUACUUAUACGAUCGAGCUCUACAAUUUCCUUGCCACCGGUGAAUAGCACCGACGACAAAACGAAGACCCUCAUCACUUCCUAAAAAAAAGGAUACCAUCUCAACAAUUCCACAUCUCUU